Molecule: messenger RNA, 1546 nt
Organism: Juglans microcarpa x Juglans regia
Lineage: Eukaryota; Viridiplantae; Streptophyta; Magnoliopsida; Fagales; Juglandaceae
Product: methyl-CpG-binding domain-containing protein 2-like
Exons: 6
Coding region: 300-1298 (332 amino acids)
Molecular function (GO): DNA binding; zinc ion binding
Source: RefSeq, a predicted model, not a curated record
UCUCUUGUCUGUCUCUCUCUCACUGGCUCGCUCUCACGGAGGCAGAGGGGAAGAUCGUGCUAAGAAGAUUAUUUUUUUCGCCAACUCGGUCGCAACAAUCGUCGCAUGAUCUGCUCAUUUCGUCGUCUUCUACGGCCCUGAUUCUCUGAUCCUGAUCUCUCUCACUUACUGUGGGAUGAUACUCGCUUUAUCAUGUAGUGUAUUGCUCAAGGUAGUGAGAAGUCAGAAUCUCUUGAUUUAUGAGAAGAGAUAAACUUGAUUGGUCUAAUCUAUUGCAACAGGUUUUUGGGAUUUUUUAGAUGUGCUCAUCCCCUGAAAAGUUUUCCCUUAAUGUUGAAAAGGAAGAGAAAGAUAUUACUGGUUCAAGUUUCCUAGCUAACUAUGAGAGCACCCUUCAGGAACUCGAAGACGUCUCUUCUUCAUCCUCUUCUUCAGAGGAUGAGUCUCUUGAGACAGAGGAUGAAGAUGAACAAUCUAAUGAGAAUGCCUCAAAACAGUUGGUGCUCUAUGACCCAUUAACUAAUGGUACAGGUGAAAUCGAACCUGUUCCUGACCCCAUUCAGUCCCAGACUCUAUUCCGGAGAUACUCAGCUCUGAAUUCAUCACCCAGAAUUUUGCCAUCUGUAGGGGCUUUCACUGUGCAGUGUGCUAGCUGUUUUAAAUGGAGGCUCAUCCCAACAAAGGAAAAGUAUGAAGCAAUACGUGAACAUAUUCUGGAGCAGCCUUUUUACUGUAAAACUGCUCGUGAGUGGCGGCCUGAUAUAUCGUGUGAUGAUCCAACAGACAUUUCUCAGGAUGACAGUAGGCUCUGGGCAAUUGAUAAGCCUAAUAUUGCGCUGCCCCCUCCUGGGUGGCAAAGGCUGCUACGGAUCAGAGGUGAAGGAAGCACCAAGUUUGCAGACAUAUAUUAUCAGGCGCCAUCAGGCAAGAAACUACGCUCAAUGGUGGAGAUCCAAAAGUACUUGCUGGAACAUCCGGAGUAUAUGAGCGAUGAUGUAUCUCUCUCACAAUUUUCAUUUCAAAUCCCAAAACCUUUGCAGGAAAAUUAUGUGAGAAAGCGUCCUCCUCAGCUGAAAGCUUCACAUGUCACUAGACCUCUUGAACCUGGUGAAGCGAGUCCUCUGGCUUUGAUGGGUCCGGACGACUGUCCAGACUCCCAGCUUAUUCAACCGGGGCUGCCUCCUAACUUCGAGGACCCAGUUUUUGAUCCUGUUGGUCGUCCUGCGAAGAAGCGAUCUAGGGCCCCCAGAGAAGGAGAUGUACAUAGUAGUAAUCAAAAGUAUAAUCAGUACGUGUAAUCAGGGUUGAGUGCUUUUUCAAUCUUGCAAUACUACUUGACGAUCCCGAGGGUUGGUCCAGAUAGUUUUGUUUUCCCCCGCAUCGGUGGAUUCUAUGUUUCCAGACAACAAAAGGAGGGAUUUUUGAGUAAGAUGAAGUAGAAUAGGUCAGAUAGGAGUUUAAGUGAUGGUUUUGGAAGCUUGGUGUCUGGACUGUAUGAACAUGUAUAAAAGUUUAGUUUACUGCAUAAUAUUGGAUCCAAGAUCAA